AUGCAACAGGAACACCAAAGCCCGUCAACCAGCUCAAGCAACAGCAACGAGGCGUCCGCUUAUCGAAAAGUGUUGAGACAAGCUACGGCAGCGAUUCUGACGCAAAAUGAAUGCGGGAAAGCGACGGCACCGGCCCACGAGACGCUCACACAAUUGAUGGAAACUUACAUUUUGGCGCUUAGCGAGGGCACAAAGCACGCUUAUGAGGCCGCCACUCGAACAAAACCUUUCUACGGUGACGUGGUUGUAUCAUUGGCGAAUUUGGGUGUCGAAGAGGCGUCUCUCAAUCAAUUUCUUUGCUCUCAACUCGGCACCGCGGAGCCUUUGGUGAUACAAACGCCAAAAAUCGAGCCACCUUCACGUUUUCAACAGUCAUUGCAAGUGGGGAAAGCUCGUUCCCAUCCACCGUACAUCGCCGACGGAAUGCCGUCAUUCCCCGAUCCACACACAUACAUCAGGACAGAGAUUAGCGGUGAUCCGGAGAUCAGUUACGACAAGGUGCGAGAAUAUGCAUCCGAAGUGGAUCGAGAGUCCAGAAAAAACCUCAUCGAUUUGAUGCAACGCCGUUUCCCGACACUUUGCCUCUUUGAGAAAUUUCAUGAAAAUGUCAAAGAACAAGCACAGCAGUUGCUGGAUGAUCAGCGAAGAAACGAGGCAACGAUGGCAGAGAUGAGGCGACAAGCCGCGAAAAAGGCCCGUGUUGAGAAAGAACUGAAAGAGGUGAAAAACGCCUACUCGGCCGAGUUGAGCGAUGAGAUUCUGGAGGAUCCGAUGGAUUUGGGCGAAAGGAAUGAAGAUAUGCCCCAAUCAUCACUCCGGUUUGGCUCGAUUGAGGAAUCGCUGAAGAAAUAUGAGCGCCGAGAGACCGUCAAGAAUCUGGUGGCCAAGAAAUUGCCGCCCUAUUGCUUUAUUCUCGAACCGCAAACCGAAUUCCGACCGUAUCUCUCGUGUUUGGCGACCGAAGAUGGAAAUGAUGAGGGAAUGAAUGGAGAAAUGACAUCAAGCACAUCGACAACAUCGAUGAUGAUGAGGAAACAGAAAGACGAUGACGGGAAUACGAUUGUCGACAAUUCCUAUCUUCGCCCACCUCGAAUCCCUUCACGAGAUGACAGUCAAAUAGAGGAA
Messenger RNA from Mesorhabditis belari, 1125 nucleotides. The record is from the annotation of a GenBank genome assembly. NCBI's taxonomy places the organism in Eukaryota, Metazoa, Nematoda, Chromadorea, Rhabditida, Rhabditidae.